Messenger RNA from Triticum aestivum (bread wheat), 1396 nucleotides. RefSeq names its product ethylene-responsive transcription factor ERF008. NCBI's taxonomy places the organism in Eukaryota, Viridiplantae, Streptophyta, Magnoliopsida, Poales, Poaceae. The transcript has a single exon. The record is from RefSeq and is a predicted model, not a curated record. Gene Ontology annotation, molecular function: DNA-binding transcription factor activity; DNA binding. Bases 208 to 945 code for a protein of 245 amino acids. Gene Ontology annotation, biological process: regulation of DNA-templated transcription.
CACCCACAAAAUCCCAAUACAAAUACCACCGCCCAGCAAAUAGAUAGAUAGCCCGGACUGGAGGGAGGGAAGAGAGAGAAACCAGCUCCUGCAAACCAAAAGCUACUCCUCCUUUGCGCACGCGGCAGGGAGAGAGCAGCCGAGGCGGCGGCCGGCGGCUAGCCAGCAUAGGAGCUUAGGUAGGUGGUAGGCAGCUCAGCUUCGCUCAUGCAGCAGGGCGAGUACCGCUCGUCGUCUUCCAGCAAGGGCUCCGCGGGGUCGGCGGCUGCUGCUGCGGCUGCGGCGGCGGCCAUGGCGCCUUUGGCGGCCGCGGCCGCGGCGGUGGCGGCCAAGGAGGAGCACAACGUGACCGUGGCCGUGGCGCCGCCCAUCCCCAUGGCGAUGGCGAUGCCGCUGCAGCAGCAGCAGCCGCGGAAGCAGUACCGCGGCGUGCGCAUGCGCAAGUGGGGCAAGUGGGUGGCGGAGAUCCGCGAGCCGCACAAGCGGACGCGCAUCUGGCUGGGGUCGUACGCCACGCCCGUCGCCGCCGCGCGCGCCUACGACACGGCCGUCUUCUACCUGCGCGGCAGGUCGGCGCGCCUCAACUUCCCCGACGAGAUCUCCGCGCUCGCGCUGUCGUCGCCCGAGGCCGCCGAGGCCGGCGCUGCCGGAGGGGAGAUGGCGGGCGAGCUGGGCGACGGCGGCGCGCUGUCGGCCGCGUCGAUCCGGAAGAAGGCCAUCGAAGUCGGGUCCCGCGUGGACGCGCUCCAGACCGGCAUGACCACGAUGGUCGCCGCGCCCACGCACCAACGGGAGCGGCAGAGGCUCCACCACCACCACCACGCGGAGCCGCACGGCGAGGAGCUGCACCGCCACGUGAAGCAGCAGCGGACGGCGUGGAACGGGCGCGCCAAGAACCCGGAUCUCAACCAGGCGCCGAGCCCGGACACCUCCGACGCCGAGUGAAGCAGCUAAGCAGCAAGAAGAAGCAGCGGCUUCCGGUCAUCCACAACCAGUCGACCAUGCAGCCAGUCUCCGGAGAGCAGCCAGCGUAUGAUCAACCAUCAGAUUCAGCACAACCAACUCAAUCCAGUCCGCCGACCCACCUACCGUUCCGCCUGUCUCCCUAGCAAGCUCCGCCGCGUCGGUGAGGGCGCGCGGCGAGGUACCGGUGGUCGGUGGGUCGGUGGCGAGAUUUUUCAAUACGUUGUUCUGGAUAAGAACAAGGGAGGGGAGGGGAGGCGGGGGACGCCACAAGUGGCGGUCUUUCCAAAUGUCAAAAAAGACAGCUGUAACAGUGAUAAAACAAUCGCCACCAUCUUCUUUCUUUUCUCCCUCUCUCCCUGGCUGUUAUCGAGUAGAUAAGCAGCGAUUAGCAGUACAACUUGUCUUAAUUAAUCGCCCAGUUGGCCGACUC